This is a messenger RNA of Cokeromyces recurvatus, 801 nucleotides long. RefSeq lists its product as uncharacterized. The record is from RefSeq and is a predicted model, not a curated record. NCBI's taxonomy places the organism in Eukaryota, Fungi, Mucoromycota, Mucoromycetes, Mucorales, Mucoraceae. The transcript has a single exon. Gene Ontology annotation, biological process: peroxisome fission; regulation of peroxisome size. Gene Ontology annotation, cellular component: peroxisomal membrane. The coding region runs from base 82 to 747 and encodes 221 amino acids.
AUAAAUUCAUAUACAUAUUUUUCCCCCCCCUUUUUUCCCUAUUUCUCUUUUUUUUCCUCCUCUUUUUAAUUGUUUAUAACUAUGAUUGAACCUCAUAAGUCACCCACUGUUAAUAAACAUAAUGAUGUAAAGCUUUUAAUUGACAAGUUUCUUAAACACUUGGAUGGACGAGAAAAGUCAAUGAAGAUCAUUCAAUAUUUUUUAAAAGUCAUUCUUUUAUAUCGACCUCGACCCUUUAUUCACAACUUGACCAAUCAGCUUUCUCUUACUCGACAAUUAUUAUCUUUAGGGACAGCCAUAGAUGAUUUCCAUUCUCUUCAAAGACAACCUACAAACUUAUUCAUCCUUAACCGUAUCGUGAAUGCAAUUGCAGACGAUAUCUAUUGUCUUUGUCGUAUUAUCCAGCCUCGGAAUAAAAGGCUACAACAUUAUGCUGCCUUAAUAGCAGCCUAUUGUUGGUUUAUGAGUAUUCUAGUUAACCUAAAAAGACAAAUGAGAGAAUGGAGUCGAGAUCGAAUGAAUAAAGUAACUGUAUUGAAAUCAAUAGCUGAUUUAGUAUUUUGCGGUAAAAUGAUUAUUUUUUUGUAUCUGUGUGAUGAGCUGUUAUUUAUUUAUAUCUAUUUAAAAAAAAAUGUGUGUUGUUACAUAGGCUGUGAUAUAUUUCAUCCCUCUUGUCAUGGACAGCUUCAAGCAUGGUCAGGGUUAAUAAGUGGUCUAUUGGCUGGCUAUAAAAUGGUGUUGGUGUAAAAGAGGAGGAGGUGAUUUUAAGCGUUCAUGCAUUUCACUCUAUAAUGUUAUUAU